This is a messenger RNA of Pimephales promelas (fathead minnow), 976 nucleotides long. Its product is annotated as L-asparaginase. Gene Ontology annotation, molecular function: protein binding. Lineage: Eukaryota; Metazoa; Chordata; Actinopteri; Cypriniformes; Leuciscidae. The record is from RefSeq and is a predicted model, not a curated record.
UCACGCGAGUUAUAUCGAAGUAACUCUUGUUUUGACCAUUAAACCAUUGUGAUUGGCAUAUUUUCUUUUUAUGAUGGGGGUUUGUUUUUCAAGACGAAGGAUAUCUGUCGAAACCCACAGAUAUUGGGCUGCUAUAGCAACUUCUCUUGGCCUCGGCUGGCUUGGGACGGAAAACGUCAGGACGGAGAUGAAAACGUGCCAGCUUGCUGUUUUCCCUUAUCUGUUGAACUCCUCAGCUGCAGAAGACGAUUAUCUCGGCCUGGAGGAACAUCUUCGAGAGGAUGCGGAUAUCUCAUGUGGUGAUGAGCGCCGCCGGACACCUUUACAUGUGGCAGCAGGAGAGGGCUAUGAAAGGACUGUUCACUUCUUGCUGCAGCAGGGAGCCGAUGUGAAUGCCGUUGACCGUGAUGGAAUUACUCCACUUCGAGAUGCCAUAUACGCCAAGAGUCUGGAGGUGGUGAAGUUAUUAGUUUCUGCAGGGGCAUGUUUGGAAACAUCCUCAGAGGAACUUGGGGCUGAGAUGUGCUAUCUUGCAUCCCUUGGAGACACAGAACAGAUGGAGGCGUUUAAGACGGCUGGAGUCAGUUUGAAUGUUUCUGAUGUUCACGGCCGAACUCCCUUACAUGUGGCAGUGUGCACAAAUCAACCUGAAGUGGUGAAGUUCUGUAUCAGCAAUGGAUCCGAUCUUGAGCAAAGAGACAGGUUGAACAACAGGCCUCUAGAUGAUGCUCAAAGACUAGGCUUACAACACUUGGAGGAGUUGUUGAGUUAUCCGGUCAACCAGGCCACAGAACAGUGAGGAACAGCAGCUGUCUGUACUUAUCAAAUGGUUCAAAGGUUAAAGUUAAUUGCCAUUGGCUCUUUUAGAUAAUUGAUUAAUUAAUUUUUAAAAGCAUUGUUUCAAGGAUGGAAAAAUGUUUGUUUUUAGACGUUUUUAGAACAUUUAAAAUCGGUUAAUAAAACAUUUCUAACAUUA